GGUGGCGACAUUAAUGUGGUGACAAAUGACAGAAAAAUGGCCGACGGGGAAAAGAAGACUUGUGUGCCUUUUCAGUUCUUCCGCCGCUGAUCCUGAAGUCUGUAGGAAGUCCAAAUGUCCUGAUCUUAUUCCUUUUGGUUCCCUGUUGACCAAAGGAAUUUUUCCUGACAAGUUGGGAUUGUCGGAUGCUGGUCCUGAUUGGCGUUGUUUAGUGGAAAAGCAAUAUGGCCUGGUUUUGGAACUAACACAUGAACAGGAACUUGGGGUGGAACCAGCGCCAAGGUUUCGACGAGAAAUCCCCCCCCCUCACCCACCAGGGAUUUUGGCGGGAAAGUGUGUCAGCCAGAGGGGCAUCGAUGUGAUGUUCACCUUCUUCAGGUUCCAGUUCCAACCCAUUCGCUAACCUCGUAUGAGCUUUGAUGCUGGUGUUCCUAAUAAAGUGGCUCCAAAAGCAAGUCACAUGAUGGGUCAUUCGGCCAGAUCUUUGACCUCUCAACAGGAGCAGGAAUGGUGGAGGUGGCGGGAGUAGUGUUCCUCCACCCAAUCCCAUCUGCCAGAAAAGCUUGCGGGGGCGGAGCCAAGCAGCGUGAAGAAAUAGAAAAGGUGCGAGCAGAGCGGAGAUGAAUGAGAAAGGAAGGAGACGAGCACUGAUGUUCAUGCAGGAAGUAACUCCACAUCCACCAAUCAGCAGGAUGAUGGCGCCGCUCACUCAGGAGGCUUCCCGGAUGACCUUUAACCUCUCUGCAUGUGCGGCGCCGAGGUGUGGUUGCCCUCGCUACGAAGUCGGAAAUGAUGACGCGGGGUCGUGCGACUGUGGACACAGCUGGGUGACACACGCCAUACGGAAACUCUGGCCCCGCCCUCCCUCCAACCGUGGCCCUGUGGAGGCAGUCCUUCCUGGACCAGUUUUGGACCUAAGCUCCCUGGUCCUGUAUGGCACUCAGGCACUUCCUGUACGACUGAAGAUCCUGUUGGACCGCCUUUACAGUGUGCUGACACCACAGCAGGUGGCUCACAUCUUGCGCUCGCUGGGCUGGACUUUGGCUGAUUACGUCCGCGGGUACAAGCUGCAGCGAGCCGAUGGGAAGGCACUGGAACGUUGGUCCAUGGUGAGCCCAGAAGAGGAGACGCUGCUCCUCAAAGAGUUCCUUCGCUUUGGUGAAACGCGACCCGUCGUUGAGUUCAUGGCGGCUGUCCAUCACCCUUCCUGCACAGAACGACAUGAGGGUCUAGGCGAGGAAGGCUCCUCUGUUCACUGGAUCCGCCCUUCUACAAUGGAGCAGAUGGACAGGGUCACGUGGGACUGGGACACACAAGAUCCUGAGUGUGACCUUUUGAGGAGGAGAGGAACUGCACAGGAGAACACCUCUUCAUUUGUCCUAUCUAACUCUUCUUCUUCACGGAAUCUUUGCAAAACGUCCUCAUCGUGUGUGCGCCCACUGCCGUCCUUCUCCUCAGCCUUUCAGGAUCGUCCUGCACCCCCCUCCUCCUGCCAUCCCGUUCCCAAGGGACGGGUCUUGUGUGGCGUCUGUGGAAAAAGCUUCUAUGACAAAGGUACGUUGAAGAUCCACUACAAUGCUGUCCACCUGAAGAUCAAACAUGGCUGCACGGUGGCGGGCUGCACCAUGGUCUUCAGCUCACUGCGCAGUCGGAAUCGACACAGCGCCAACCCCAACCCGCGUCUCCACCGGAGCGGCACCAAAGAUGUCCCAGACGCGCGUACCGCGUACAACUCAAGCCCCACGUCCAAGGGAGCAUCAAGGGUGGGUUCACCUGCCUGUGUGUCCUUGCAUAACGCGCCCGUCUCGGUGCCAGUCUGCCAAUCAUCCCCAUGUGACAGCAAGUCUGCAGAAGCUGGCGCCAGCUUCCCGACCAAUCAACAGCAGCUGUGUGAGUCACGUGACAGUAUACCCAAGAAGAAACCUCGAAAGUCGAGCAUGCCGCUGAAAGUCGAGUGUCGAACAUUUCAAUGAAUGUUUACUGUUCUGUACUUGUGAGGUAAAUGGUAUAUUUGGCUCCACCUACUGGACAAUUGUAUCUAUUACAGCAUGCGCAUAUUUACCUGCUUGCUUUACCGUUAACUGAUAGAUCCAUACAUCAAUUUUCCAUACAAAAACAUUUUCACAAAUAUGUGUUUCUUGUUUGGCUGUUGAUAAUUACAUUGUUGAUAUUGUUGUAUUUAAUGUUUACAACCUCAGGGAAGUUGUUUGGGGAGAAUUGAAAGUUUUUUGCUCUUCUUUAAUUAUUUUGUAUAUAAUAAGAAGGAAUAAUUGUAUUAUUUUGUUAUAUCGUAAUAUUGUGUGACGUUUUAUUUAUACAUUGUAAAAUUGUUAAUGAAUGUUUUGUUAAAAA
This is a messenger RNA of Doryrhamphus excisus (bluestripe pipefish), 2352 nucleotides long. The record is from RefSeq and is a predicted model, not a curated record. NCBI's taxonomy places the organism in Eukaryota, Metazoa, Chordata, Actinopteri, Syngnathiformes, Syngnathidae.